Oryza brachyantha (malo sina) is the source of this 1998-nucleotide messenger RNA. Its product is annotated as protein FREE1. NCBI's taxonomy places the organism in Eukaryota, Viridiplantae, Streptophyta, Magnoliopsida, Poales, Poaceae. Gene Ontology annotation, cellular component: ESCRT I complex; late endosome membrane. Gene Ontology annotation, biological process: intralumenal vesicle formation; multivesicular body assembly. The record is from RefSeq and is a predicted model, not a curated record. Gene Ontology annotation, molecular function: metal ion binding; ubiquitin binding. Bases 127 to 1701 code for a protein of 524 amino acids. The transcript is spliced from 9 exons.
CCAACCUUCUUAACCUUUCCCCCCCAGGACGGCCGUGUCGCCCACGCGAUUCGCUCCCUCCAUCCUUCCGAUCGAAUCACAUCUUCGCCGCCGUCGUCGUUGGCGCGCCGUUCGGAUCCACCCGCGAUGCAGACCGGCGGCAGCGGAGACUACGCCUCGUCGGCUCCCCCGGCGGGGCACUACUACCCGCAGCAGUACGCGCCGAAUCCGCCGUACCCCCCGGAGGCCGCCGCCCCCCCGCCGAUCCCGUCGAGCUACGCCUCCGCGCCGCCCUACUCGGCGGGAGGGUACUCCGAUCAGCCGCCAUCGGCCCCGUCGUACUCGCAGCCGCCGCCCCAGUACGCCGGGUACGCGCCGCCGCCCUACAACCCCAGCCCCGCGCCGUUCCAUCCGGAGCCCUCGCCUGCGCCUGCGCUGUUCCAUCCGGAGCCCUCGCCUGCGCCUGCGCCGUACUACAACUACCCGCCGACGGCCGCCCAGCACGCUCCGACGGCGGAACCCAACCCGCCGCCGCUCCCCUACGACGCCCCGUACUACGGAGGCUACCAGCCGCCUACCGCGGGGUACGCCGACGAUGAUUACCUGAACGAGGGGGCGUACGCCUAUAGCGGCGGCGACGGAGGCUCCGAGCCGUACGGGGCGCGGGGCACGGCGCCGACGCGGUCUGGUGCAGCGAUGUUUGAUGACUACGGCCGAUCGAUUGGGCUCUCGUCGGGAGGGGCGGAGCAGCGGCCCACCGGUGGCGAUGGCGGCAGUGUGGCUGGGAGCUUUGGGAAAAUUGCGAGGGCUGUUCCAAAAGCGGAUAGUCAGGAGGAUGCCAGCGGUGGUCCGCAGAAGUUCCGGGUUAAAUUGCUGCCUGAGGGUGCCGGGAGCCCUACCGAUGUGUUUUGUCAGAUUGGUCUGGAUGGAAUUCGCAUGCUUGAUCCCAGCACAAUCAGAACUCUAAGGAUCUAUCCCCUUGAUACACUGACAAAAUGGGAUGUUUUAGAUUCAACUGUAUUUGCAUUCUGGGCAAAGACUCCAGUUGAUUUUGAACCAAAGCGAAUAAGGUUGAAGUCAAACAGCUACACCUCCAGUAAUUUGCUUGACAUUGUGACGGCAGCAACCGUGCAGUUUAAGGAGAUAGGUGGAGAUGCAAGAGUCAGAGGAACUGUAGACAGUAGCAAACCUGUUGCACAACCGAAUGAGAAGAAGAAAGGUUUUGACUGGAUGUUUGCAAAACCUGUUGAUGAAGUCAAAGACCAUUGGGUUCCAGAUGAGGCUGCGAAUAAGUGCCACUCAUGUGCUGCUGAUUUUAAUCCUUUUAACCGCAGGCAUCAUUGUAGGAACUGUGGUGAAAUAUUUUGUGACAAAUGCAGUCAAGGAAGAACUGCUCUGACUGCUGAAGAUAAUGCUCCACUUGUCCGGGUUUGUGAUAGAUGCAUGGCAGAAGUCUCUCAAAGGCUUAGCAUAGCGCAGGAAGCCGCCAACAGGUCUGCCACUGUGCAAAGUCAUGAAGAUCUUGCAAGAAAACUUAAGGAUGAAAUGGAGAGAAAUCGCAGGUCCUCGGGUUCUGCAUCGGGAGGUGCAUCAGGGACCAGAAUGAGGGAAGUUGCAUGUCCUACUUGCACUGUCCAUCUUCAGGUUCAGGUUCCAAGUUCUGGCUCAGAAACAGUGGAAUGUGGGGUAUGCCAGCAUGCUUUCCUUGUCAGCGCCAAUUGAUACACCGGGAGACACAGCAUGUCUAGAGCAAUUAUUCUGUUUAUAACUCAGUUAUUUUGCUAUUCUAUACAUGAUAAGCGUGUGUUCAAUAUGUGGAUGUUUCCUGGUUGUGUUGAUGACCACGACAGGAUAUACUAGAUUUUUUUUUCUUGUACAUGGGUUCAUCCUAAAAUAUAUAUGGUCAGGUCAAUUGCUGCUAAAAAUUGGAACAUGCUGGGUGUUUGUGGAGAAUAUCAAAGAAACAUUCUUUUGUGAUGGCAUGCUUCAAAACACAUAUACAUCUCAACAGGAGUUUUU